CUCUCUCAAGGGAAGUGCAGGAAGUAUAGCAGCUCAGACACAUUCAGGCUCAGCCAUCAGACUGCACUUCCCUCAUCCUCACUCUCUCCUCAUCCCUCCAUUCAUCCUUCUCCCAACCAAUUCCAGUAAUCUGUGUCUCUUUCCCCCUUGUCACUCCCCCUCAGCACUUGUCUAUCUAUCCUAUUUCCAUCACUUUGAUUGACUUUGACAAAGUUUAAAGCAUGGGAUGUGGGAAUUCCACCUCAGACAGCACAGCUGCGGGUUCAUCUGAGUCAGCCAAAGAUGUGCAGGACGAUUCAUCUAUGGACGAUGAAAAGAGGAGGAACUAUGGUGGAGUGUAUGUGGGCUUACCUGCAGACCUCAGCAAUGUGGCCACCGGACAAACACCUUCCACACACAAAGAAUAAUGCUAUUCAGAGCUGAAGGCACAGAUAAAGGGCUUCCCAGAGGGAAUUUUGGCUGAAAAGUGCUGCGUAAUAAUCUCAAAAGGACGCAAUCUUCAUCAUCGUUGAUUGGCUCGUUGGGACAUCCCUGAAUCCUCUGAGAGCCAAUCAUCUAAUUGAACUCCCUGAAAACUGAACUGGAAUGACAAGAAUUACUUACAAGGUCAGACGUCAAAGACAAAUGUUAGCAUCCCUCAGCGCUUUUAACUGCUACCAGCACCUUGUUUCUCAGGACAGUGACACACAGGUGUUGAUGAUGACAAUCACAGAGCAAAGAAGACGUGUCUCUGAGCUCAAACCUUUUCCCUCGCUGUGUUGCUCUCGGUCACAUGUUCAUUAAGAGCACUUUUUAUGCACUUAUGAGUCUGUGUUUUUGUUCUUUCACUCUUUCAUCAUGAUUUGCAUCCUUUCAGACACUCUUCUCUAGUCUUAACGAUAAGCAUGUAAAAUCCAUUUGGUGAGUGUCAUGUUUGCAAGAGGACUAAAGUAGUACAGUAAAUGAAGUGCCUUUGAAAGAGCUUGACGCUGGUAUAUCAUGUGAAAUCAAGGGUUAUGUGUUUGUGAUUGGGUUUAAGGUCCCUCCAUCUCGGUAAUCCA
Molecule: messenger RNA, 1040 nt
Organism: Carassius auratus (goldfish)
Lineage: Eukaryota; Metazoa; Chordata; Actinopteri; Cypriniformes; Cyprinidae
Product: overexpressed in colon carcinoma 1 protein homolog
Exons: 5
Coding region: 222-407 (61 amino acids)
Source: RefSeq, a predicted model, not a curated record